Molecule: messenger RNA, 2192 nt
Organism: Episyrphus balteatus (marmalade hoverfly)
Lineage: Eukaryota; Metazoa; Arthropoda; Insecta; Diptera; Syrphidae
Gene: Mnr
Exons: 6
Coding region: 590-1765 (391 amino acids)
Source: RefSeq, a predicted model, not a curated record
CGUCGAGUUUAGUUUGUUACGGGCGACAGAGCAGAACAGUGCAGUGUAUCGUAUGUUCUCUUCCAAAAUACAUAUAGUAGCCAAAAGUAGUGAGUAAAAACCAGCACAAAAGUGUUUCGUCGUAACUUCAAGACGAAUUUAGUUCGUCGUUGAUUUUAACGUCAUCAAUAUUCUCAACAAAAAAAAUUAUAAAUUUAUUCAGAGAAGAAAAAAAAUAUUAAAGAGAUUUUGGAAAUUUUGAAAUUUAGUACAUUCCGUGAUCUUGUUACGGUUUGAUUGGCUCUUAUUAAAAAAAGGUCGUCGUUGAAUUUUUUAAAUUUAAGUGCCAUUUUGUGUCGGUCUUUUGUGACCAAUUUGUUUUGUGACGUCCGUCGGUCGUUUUUUUGAUGUGAUUAUUAGCAGAAUAAUAAAGAAGGAUUAAUAAGCCCAACAAGGAUUAAGGACAUCAAUUAAGAAGGAUUACUACAAUUCCAGAAAAAGAUACAAGAUACUGAUCUUUGAACAAAAAAAGAUUUUGGAAUUUUUCUAAGGAAAACGACUUGCAACUGACAAAAAAAAAAAAAGAAGGACAUCAGACAUCACAAACAACAUGAGGACGUCAUCUUUUCUGGGCCCAAUGUGGAGCAUCAUGGUCGUACUGAUUCUAUGCACCAUCACCAGUGUCAACUCGUACUCAAAAUACGGACGCGGAUGCGUUGACAUCGGUUGCUUGCCAAAUGAGGUUUGUGUCCUGUCGCAUGAUUCCUGCGGAUUUGGUCAGCGCGAUGGCAAAGAAUGUGGCAGCUAUCCGACGUGCAAGAAGAGCGGAGCAGCCCCAGCAAAUAGUGGAGGUGUGAAACCGUCAGACAGCGAAGGACCAGACACUGUAGCUUCCCAUUCUCCAUCUCACAAUCAAGGUCCAUCCUCACCAUCGGCACCCUCAUUCCCAGGUGAUGGCAGUAGUAAUAGUGGUGGUGGUGGAGGAUUUAAUGGAUUCUCAGCUGGCGGCCACAGCUUGUACCCAACCCUACCGAAUAGUAAUCCUAAUCCACAACCAAAUCCCAAUCCUUAUCCCAAUCCAGCUAAUGGAGGAUAUCAACCAUACAACCCGUACCCAGGAGGAUAUCAGCCAGCGCCACCUGCUGGUGGUGCCUAUGGAGGCUACCAAGGAGGUGGAGGUGGUUACGGUAAUGGCGGUUAUGGUAAUGGCGGUUAUGGUGGCGGCGGUGCUGGAGGAUACACUCCUCAACGUCCUCAGCAACCUGCACCGAAAGAAAAGAGUGAAGGUGGUGGUUUCUUUUCGAACUUCCUAUCCAAUCCGUUGGUCAAUCAAGCGGUAACUGGCAUCAUUUCUGGUCAAAUUUCUAAAGCUCUAUCUGGUGGUGGUGCUGCUGGUAAUAAUGCUGGUGGACAGCCUUCAGGGGGAUAUGCCCCAUCUGGUGGAUAUGGACAAGGCGGUUCUAAUGGUGGAAGUUCAGGAAGCAAUUUCUUGGGUGGACUUCUUGGUAAUGUUUUGUCUGGAGCGGCUGGUGGUGGCAGUAGCGGAGGUGGAUCAUCUGGUUCAAGUGGUCUUGGUUUGUUGGGUCAAUUCCUUGGAAACAGUGGUGGCGGUGGUGGAAGUCACGGAGCAAGCUCAGGCUCAGGUGGUAUUGGUGACUUUUUGACAUCCAAGAACUUUGGUGGUCUUUUUAGUGAGAAACCAUCAGGCUCAUCGUCUUCUGGGUCAUCACAAUCAAACGGUCCAAAAAGCUACCCAACUCAAGCACCGUACAACUAUGGAAAGUAAAUAUUUGUAUUUACUAUUUUUUUUCUUAUAUAUUUUUUUUUUUAUUAAAAAAAGGAGCACAAAUAUUAUGUAUGUAAUUGUUUUUAUAAAAACUUUAUUAAAAUAAAAGCUCUUUAAAUAAAUAAUUUUUUAUUUUCAUAUUUUUAUUUCAAUGUAAUGUUUUUUUAUUUAACAUUACUAUCAAAUAAACGAAAAUAAAUUGUAGAAAUUACAAAUAAAAAAAAAAUAUUAAGAAAAAAAAUCGAAAAUUAUAACAAUAAUAUAUUUUUUACAAUGUGAACAAUAAAAAUACAACAAAACAAAAAAGAAAAAUGUGAAUAUAUAAUUCUAACUUAGGAUCAAAAAUGUAGUUAAAUCAUUUAAAUUAAAUAAUAAUACAAAAAAAAACAAUUUUAAAAUAAAUAAAUUACACAAAUGAAAAAAAAAA